AUGGGUUGUUAUUAAUCCAAGAAAGUUCUAAAAGAAUCUUCUAUUUCAAUAAAAGAGAAGGUUGCCCAAUAAUAUGAUCCAAAUAGUAUGAUAUGAAUUUAAAGUUAGAAAAAGAGACACAAUAUUUAGUUAUUAUAAAUGGAAUUCUUUUUGACGCUCUUAAUCCUGAUGAGUGA
This is a messenger RNA of Paramecium sonneborni, 176 nucleotides long. The record is from the annotation of a GenBank genome assembly. Lineage: Eukaryota; Ciliophora; Oligohymenophorea; Peniculida; Parameciidae.